This is a messenger RNA of Aedes aegypti (yellow fever mosquito), 3197 nucleotides long. RefSeq names its product vesicular inhibitory amino acid transporter (gene VGAT). The transcript has 5 exons. The record is from RefSeq and is a predicted model, not a curated record. Lineage: Eukaryota; Metazoa; Arthropoda; Insecta; Diptera; Culicidae. The coding region runs from base 364 to 2058 and encodes 564 amino acids. Gene Ontology annotation, cellular component: vacuolar membrane. Gene Ontology annotation, biological process: amino acid transmembrane transport. Gene Ontology annotation, molecular function: amino acid transmembrane transporter activity.
CAGUCAUUUUCCUCCAAAAUGGCACUCUGAUCGGUAGUCGUCACGCACCGCAAAGAAAUCGCCCCGGAAAAAGGACACCAUUGCGGUUCGAUUCCACCAGUGAAAAAGUGAUAGUUCGCUACUAGUUCCAUCGCUGCAUCUGAUAGUAACUUCACCGGCUCAACACGUGGCUGAGGCACAUGUAGUGAAUAAUUUCAAUUAUCAGUAAAAUCACUGAAUGUCUUCCAAAUUAAAUAUAGUAUAUUGAUAAAACUUGCAUAUAUUGUAGAAGAACUAACGCAUACAUAAAAGUGUAUUUAUCAAACAAUAAAGUUAAGUAAAUAGUAACAAAUUAAUAAGCAAGUUAAAUCAAAACCGGAAAACAUGUCUUUCCUGAACAACCUUCGCUCGUUGCCUCUGCCACCGGUGAAGAACGUCCUGAACGUGGCCAUGCAAACCGCACGCCAGACGAUUCCAUCGAAAAACAAACAGAACGACUAUGAGCAACCGGUUGGAGAGAAUGUAGGACCGGCAGCUGGCGUGCGGUCACCACCACAAGUACCUCCGCGGCCACAAAAUGUCCACUUUGCGGAAACAGAUGGAGACACUGGUGGAACGACCGAAUUGAAUCCGCUGAAUCCGUUUACCAACCCGAAAGCAUACUACCAAGAAGGAACUGAUCAACCGUCCGCUGGGCAGUACCAAGAAACGGGAUUCAACCAACCUAGCGAUUUCGAAAAUGGAUAUCAGGCGGGCGGCUACCCACCGAGGCAAGGCAGUGUUCAAUCAUUUGGAUCGGAUAGUACAUUUGCUGGUGGCUGUGAAGGGGAGGCACCCGGAGGCAUGAAAAUCAACGAGUAUCAGGCAGCGUGGAACGUCACAAAUGCCAUUCAGGGCAUGUUCAUCGUAUCGCUUCCGUUUGCCGUUCUUCGUGGAGGCUAUUGGGCCAUCAUAGCUAUGGUAGGAAUUGCGUACAUUUGCUGCUACACCGGGAAAAUCUUGGUGCAAUGCCUGUACGAGCCGGACCCCCAAACAGGAGAACCUGUACGAGUUCGCGACAGCUACGUAGCAAUAGCUAAGGUUUGCUUCGGGAAGAAAAUCGGUGCCCGAGUGGUAAGUAUAGCGCAGAUCAUCGAACUGCUGAUGACCUGCAUAUUGUACGUGGUAGUCUGCGGCGAUCUGAUGGCCGGAUCGUUCCCCGAUGGUGCACUGGACACCAGGUCGUGGAUGAUGCUGUGCGGUAUAUUCUUACUUCCAUUGGCUUUCCUCAAAUCGCUUCACCAUGUCUCGUUGCUGUCGUUCUGGUGCACGAUGUCGCAUCUGUUGAUCAAUGCCAUCAUCGUGGGCUACUGUCUGCUGGAGAUUGGCGAUUGGGGAUGGAGUAAGGUCAAGUGGCGAAUGGAUUUUGAAAAUUUUCCAAUCUCGCUUGGUGUUAUUGUCUUCUCCUACACGUCACAAAUCUUCCUCCCGACGCUGGAAGGAAACAUGGAGGACCGUUCCAAAUUCAACUGGAUGCUCGACUGGUCACACAUUGCCGCAGCUGCAUUCAAAGCCCUUUUUGGUUACAUUUGCUUCCUGACGUUCCAAAAUGACACCCAGCAGGUCAUUACAAAUAACCUGCACUCACCUUCCUUCAAAGGUUUGGUCAAUUUCUGCUUGGUGAUCAAAGCGAUCCUCAGUUAUCCACUGCCAUUCUUUGCCGCGUGUGAACUGUUGGAGCGAGCGUUCUUCCGCGGAAAGCCAAAGACCCUAUUUCCGGUUGUUUGGGAACUGGAUGGGGACCUGAAGGUUUGGGGUCUUGCAUGGAGAUUGGCUGUCAUUCUUGGAACGAUCAUGAUGGCUAUCUUUAUUCCGCACUUUUCGAUCCUGAUGGGUUUCAUUGGCAGCUUCACGGGUACGAUGUUAAGCUUCAUCUGGCCGUGUUACUUCCACUUGAAACUCAAGGGUCACCUGCUGGAUCAAAAACAGCGAGCGUGCGAUUAUUUUAUCAUAUUUUUGGGCGUAUUGUUCGGCGUGGUCGGAAUCUAUGAUUCCGGUAGCGCUCUUAUUAAAGCGUUUGAAAUUGGUCUUCCGUUUUAAAAUCUGUCUGCUUUCAAAACCGCACUGUAUAGUUAAGUACCAGUUGAUGAUAAGGUUAGGACGCUCAGUUAAGAUGUUCUUCAUUUAGCAAAGCAAAUCCAGCAAUUAUAUUCAGCAAGUGUUGAAGAGUUAUGAGAACAAACCUCCCACAUCCAAGUUAAACUUAACUUAGAUCUUCUUAGAAACCACCUAUUAAACUACUCGGAAAUGAAACUAGUUUGAGUUAAAAAUGGAAGGCAAAUACAUAGAACUGUAGGUAUACUGAGUUCAACGCACGCAUUUAAAAUUAAGACAUAUCCUAAGCAUACCAAAUGUAUAAAUCAAGUACAGAAAUCAAGCGGAAAUUACAAUAACAUUAAGAAACUACUCCAAAUUUAUUGUUAAAAAAAAUGAUCAAUGUCUUCCUGAAUGUGUGCACGGUCAGAAAAAUCAAAUCGAAUUAUAAUCCAACUGUCUUCCAGUUUGUAGAAUCUUAUUAAAUUCUGCAAAAAAAAUCAAAUCAUGAUUCAACAGACAUUAAGAAUGCAUAAAAUAGUUAGUUAAAGUGUGUGAAAAGACAAACAAAAAAAUCAAACGCAAUAAUCGAACGAGAAACAGCGUGUAGAAAAUGCAAAGAAGGAAACCCAUUUCACUGUGUACCGACAAUAAAAGACAAGAAAACAAUACAGUAUUUAAACGAUACAAAUAUAUUUACUAACCUUAUUAUACUAUUGAUUGAUGAAAGGAGUAAUGAUCUCUCUAACCUAAAGCAGAUAAACAAAGUGUUGAAUCCUAAAGCCAUUAGAAAUAGGAGCUAAGAAAAUGAUUUAGACAUUUUAAAUUAUCUGUAACAAUUUAUUGAAAAAAAAAACAACAAAUCUGACCGCAACAAUGUCUUCCAGCAGAUGCAAAAGCUGCACGUAUUUAAAUUUCAAACGUUGAAAGUAAUCUAAUUAUUUACGAUUUGUUAUCAUACAUUCAUUCGAUGUGUUGUGUUACUAGUCACACCCUUACUCAUUUUCACUAAUUCUAUGUAUGUUUUACAAAGCGCUUAUAAGUUGUUAUGUUAUAUUUAAUCGCCAAGUGUUAUACAAAGUAUAUGCUUAUAUUACUGUAUUCAAAGUAACAAUAUAGGUGUCCAAAUAAAUAGUUAACUGAAA